Molecule: messenger RNA, 4023 nt
Organism: Gadus chalcogrammus (walleye pollock)
Lineage: Eukaryota; Metazoa; Chordata; Actinopteri; Gadiformes; Gadidae
Product: cAMP-dependent protein kinase inhibitor beta-like
Exons: 3
Coding region: 1265-1492 (75 amino acids)
Biological process (GO): negative regulation of cAMP-dependent protein kinase activity
Cellular component (GO): nucleus; cytoplasm
Molecular function (GO): cAMP-dependent protein kinase inhibitor activity
Source: RefSeq, a predicted model, not a curated record
AUCAUUAUUAUAACGUAUCUAUUCUAUUUUUAAUAUAUUCUAAUCUAAUGUAUCAUAUUUUAUUCAACAAGCUCCUAAGAAGAGACCAAACCCUCAUCAAUAUCCACUCUCCUCCGCCUCCCUUCCACGGACGGGAGCAGAUGCUCUGACUGAAGGUCGGACGCUGGAGCAACAGGGGGCUCCCAUCUGCCGCCGUCUGCCCUUGAGGAAAAACACAGCGCGCUGCACUCGAGCUAUAUUAAAGCACCUGUGAACGAGGAGCUGUCCGUCCAAUGAUAGCUUCUGUUUCAUCUCCUCUGCACCUCCGCACGCACGCACGCACGCACGCGCACGCACUCCGACAGGCAUGCAGGUGCGCGCACACACACACGCAAAAAAACACACACACUACCACAUGCAUGCUCAUACACACGCACACGCAGGCAAGCACGUCAGGACACAAUUUCAUUAUUUGUAUCAGUCAUGCAUUUAGUUCAUGUCUGUUUUCUUUUAAUGUGCCAUGUCAAUGCUUUUUAAUUCGAUUGACCUUAUGCAACCACACCUGGUUUAUAAUGUGGACGUGCAGUGCAUUUCCUUAUCAAAUUAAAAUACUUACUCCCUCGUGGGGCAUUUUUUUUUUUAUAGAUGCUGCUUUAUACGUAAAAUCUGAAGAUAAAUUGGGCAUAGCAAAUACAUCAAAAACCACCUGUUGAUCGAUAGGCGUAUACAGUAGCAUGUGCAUGAGCUGUAUUGGUCGCUGUAUAGUCGCUUCAAACACAAUGCACAUUCUCUCUCCCCAUUGGACAGCGUGGCGCUGCAACCAUCUGGCGGUACGCGCCAAACCUGUGCUCGCGGGCUCUGGAUUCUUUGCGGAUAAAUAACAUUUAAUAUGUGAGUUUCUGAAAUUGAUUUCGAUUGUACAUUAUUACUAAAAUAGAAUGACGCAUCAGGAUCCGCGUAUUUUGUUAUAACGGAGGUCGUGUGGCGGCAGUGCCCCCCCUCGGUAAAUCCACUAUGGUUGAAACCUUUCGAUUGAGCUCUGAGAACGCGCACUAAACCGUACGGGUGCGUCAACGUGGGAUCUGUUCACUUAACGUGGCCGCGGACCGCUGCCAGGCGUUUUAAACGUUUUUUUUUUAGACACCAUUUGUUUCAUGGAAGCGACAUCAAAAACACCGUAGGUUUAUUUCUCGUGCCCGGAGAGUGCGGUCACCGGAAGAUAGUUGCAACCUUGGACUUUUCCCUCGUCACGCGCACUGACAGUGGGUUCUGGCCGGGUUCUGAGAUGACAGAGGUGGAGCCGGUGCUGGACUUUGCCACCUCGGGGCGAUCGGGCCGGCGGAACGCCCUGCCUGACAUCCUGGGUUCUCCGGCAGGCGUGGGCCCCACGGAUCUACCCCUGAAGCUGGCCGAGCUCUCCCUCAAAGAUGGGCCGGGGACCGCCCAGUCACCCACGGGGGAGGUUCCCCAGGCGUCGGCGGAGAGCUCGUCGGAGGGAGGCGACGGGUCGUAGGGACCACCGCGCAUGACUCCCCUCCCCCCACCCGUCCUCUCCACCCACUUUGAAUGGGAUGGGGGGGAGGGGGGGGGAGAGAGGACCUGAAGAAAUCACAAGAGGGAGAGAGAGAGAGAGAGCGUGAGCGAGAGAGGAAGAGAAGCAGUGGUCCUUGUUGCGUUAGCACCGAGCUGCGCGGCGGCGGCGUUAGCAGACGAACCCUUGUCCAGAGGACGCCGAGGAAGCCCUGAUGCCUUCACGCUCGCCGCCGCCGCCGUCUGACACGCAGACAAACAGAGACAACGACAUGUGAAUAGAAAAAUAACCCUUUUUCACCCCAGUGACUGUUAUGCACCCCAACACACACAUACACACACGUGGACCUGUGUGGUUUGUGAGUCCUCUGCCCCCUCUCUCACCUCCCCCCCCCCCCCCCCUACGUCGAGUCGUUACGGGGUUCUUAACAAACAAUGUCUAUACUUUGUAGUGACUGCACUGCUGUUCUCCUAGGAGGUUGUAUACCGUGGAGCAGGAGGAUUUGGACGGACGGUGACCGUGGACCAUGUACAGAGAGACAACCGGCAGCUUUCAAACAGACCAUGGGACCGGGAGGUGGUUGGUGGGGGGGCAGUGGUCCUCUUCUGAGGUUAGGCUGAGGUCUGACGAUGCAUAUAACAGUGUGUGUUUAGUCGUAGGACAUACAUGUGUGAGGGGGUGGAGUCUGGUGGUGCAUCUCGGUGGGGGGAAGACUCCUCCCACGAAUCAGUAAUAGGCUGAAUGCUGUUUUUUUUUUUAAACAUGGACCCCUUCAGAAUUGGAAGAAUGUUUGGAUUGGCAAAUCAUGACAAAACCCCCACGAAUUGUGACUGUUUAUUUUCCUGAAGGGGCUUGGGUCUGUGUGUCUAGGGAAGGAGGGCUGCUACAAGGUUCCAGCCUCUCAAGACAGUUAUCUUGGAGAUUAAUAUUUUUUGACUUUCCUUAAAAGAUACGGCUUUUCACUGCCAGGCUUCAUAGACAUACACGCGUGCACAUACACACACACACACACACGCAAGAUGGUUUAUUUAGUGCCGGACCAAGGCGGUCUUGAAGAGGCUAUACUUUAAUUUCCUUUUAUUCAAAAAUGUGCCUAUAGUGGCAGUGUUUUCAGCCCCGGAGGUAGUCCCUCUCUGACGCAGCAUUAAACAAUAAGAGGCUUCGCUGAUAUAUUGUUUUCCAUUAUUAUUUAGUCGUAUUCAAACAACACUGAAUAAAACAUCCUCCCAUGCUACACAGACGGAACAACGUGUUCAUCCAGCGUUGGAUAAACUCUGGCAUUGCCAUUGAACUCUCGACACUCAAAGAAAGAAAUAAUGAAUCAACAAGCAAACCGACCAAUGAGAGGCGCCAGGCCACCCGUGCACGCCUGGUGUCGGCAGCAUAUGCCCGCCAAACGGGAAGCGAGGGGACGCGAUCCCGGUGACGAUCGCCAACCAUGUGUUUCAUGCGCCGUCGCGGCGAAAUUAUUAAUCACACACUCACCAAAAAAAAGAUGGCAGCACGCACGUUCCUCGCUCCUUCUGUCCCGACACCCCCUCAAAGGCCCGUUCUGCGGGGAGCAACGUGGAAAAAAGGAAAAAAAGUGUUCGCACUCAUCAACACUUCAGCUCGACUGCGAGGGAGAGCGCCGCAGGGAAUGAGGAAAUAUGGCGAGGAAAAAGAAGAAGAAGAAAAAGAGCGAGUGAACAUGGACACAGCUCUCCUGUAACACGUUAUCCUGAUGUCUGAUCCCUGAGGCUGUACUGUACAUAGGCCUAUGUUUUCCCGUGUACAUGUGUGUGAUUCAUGACAUGGUACUUUUUCGACUGGGUACGAUGGAGAUGUUUUGACACUGAUUCUUGUCCGUCUGUGGUCGUGUUACUAAAAAAGGGUCUUGCCAGUCCGCUGUUGACGUUUGUUUCUUCUCUUGCUUGGGAGGACAUUGUAUUAUUAAUGACAAGAAACUGUUUGAAAUUGAUGAUGACCAAAUUCAGAGGUGUAUUUUUGUUCAGUCUUGAUCAGGAGUGGUUCAUAAUUUAGUUUGAUAUGUGGAUCCCAUACCAAUCGAAUGCAAUGUGUUGACUCUUAUCUGGUGGUGGAAAAAUGCCAUAAUAAAUCCCUGGUCUUUGUAUACAUUGCCUUGUAUUGCCUUUAAAGUAUUGGUGUUAUCUCUACUAUGGUACUUUAAGAAUUGACCUUUUGUGUCAGAAAUGAUCUGUACUGAUAAACCAUGACGUUUCAACAAAAAUAGUUCAGAUGUGUCAGUAACUUCCCCUAAAGCUGAGCUUUAGGUUUGUGACAACUUCUCUGAAUGGCCCAGCUAAACCCACCAAUCCCCGGCCCCCAACGACUGUAAUGUGCACAGCUGGCAAGAUUUUCACUAUGCUUUGACUAACUAAACCGCAUUCCUACGAUAAACGUAGGACAGGAAGAACCCAGGUCGCUGAAAACACUGUCUGCAGCUUUAAGUACUAAGGGUCUACUGGCCUACCCCAGGCCAGUAGACCAAACUUGUGAUGAUAGGACUGCUU